Messenger RNA from Pyricularia pennisetigena, 717 nucleotides. RefSeq lists its product as uncharacterized. NCBI's taxonomy places the organism in Eukaryota, Fungi, Ascomycota, Sordariomycetes, Magnaporthales, Pyriculariaceae. Gene Ontology annotation, biological process: phospholipid transport. Gene Ontology annotation, cellular component: mitochondrial intermembrane space. The transcript has a single exon. Gene Ontology annotation, molecular function: phosphatidic acid transfer activity. The record is from RefSeq and is a predicted model, not a curated record. The coding region runs from base 1 to 717 and encodes 238 amino acids.
AUGGUUCUCACUCACACAACCAACCACACAUACUCCCACCCGUUUCCGACCGUAACACUUGCCUUCUUCCUCCGCUACUGCUCUCCGCAGAUCAACCCUUUUGCGGCCCAUGUCCUCAGUACCGACACAAUCUCGAGCCAUGUGGAUGCCGAUGGCAGGCUUCACACAACACGCAUCCAUUUAAAAAAGUCACGCCUGCCUGGGGCAGUCUUCAAAUUACUUCCAACGAGCAUCACCGGCGGCGGUUCGAACAACAAGGCAUCUUAUGUUCUCGAGACGAGCAUCGUAGACAUACGAGAAGGUUGGAUGAAGACCGAGAGUCGAAACCUCAACUUUGUCGGGGUUUUAUCUGUCGUGGAGAAGCAGACAUACACAGCACCGACUGAGACAAACAACAGUGCCACCACGACCAAUGUGGAAACAAACGUCGUGUUUCGUUCUAGGCUUGGGGAGAAGCUUAGGGAGAAGAUCGGACAGUCACAGCAGCAGCAGCAGCAGCAACAGCAGCAAGAGCCUCGGGAGGGCUGGUUCUCGCGUCUCGGGACCAAGGGCAUCCAGCGGAGCAUUGAGAAUAUGGCAUCUACCAAGACCCUGGAUCAGCUCGGCAAGAGUCGCGAGGGCAUGCUGGUGGUGCUCGAGCGGCUGCGUAAUACCGGUCUCGUCAACAUAAUCGAGCUCACCAGAAGAGCCAAGGAAGCGCAGUCCGGCACAGUUUGA